Messenger RNA from Cavenderia fasciculata, 2250 nucleotides. Its product is annotated as ankyrin repeat-containing protein. Gene Ontology annotation, molecular function: protein binding; ATP binding; protein kinase activity. Lineage: Eukaryota; Evosea; Eumycetozoa; Acytosteliales; Cavenderiaceae. The record is from RefSeq and is a predicted model, not a curated record. The transcript is spliced from 6 exons. Gene Ontology annotation, biological process: protein phosphorylation. Bases 1 to 2250 code for a protein of 749 amino acids.
AUGUUUUAUCAUAUACUUAGUAGUGGCAACAAACAACAGCAGCAACAGCAACAGCAACAACAAGACCAAGAACAACAACAACAACCAACAGCAGUAGUAAAACCAAAACCACAACUGCAGAUAACUCAACAUCACUAUAACCUUAGCUCGAUCAAUAAGGAUAAAGAGAAAGAGAAAGAAAAAGACAAAGACAAAGAAAAAGAUAGUAUUAGUAGUAGUAGUACGACAACGACAACGACGACGAAUAAUCAAAAUAAUCAAAAUAAUAAUACAUCUUCAUCUUCAUCAUCAACGGCAACAUCACCAACGAUUACAAGUUUAAAUACUUUUAAUACAACUUCAACCACGACUACUACAACAGCACCAACAUCCUCCACUGCAUCAUCUCUUGAUAGAAAGUCUUGGAUGACAGAGGCCUUUUCUAGAAGAUCGAGCACUUCACUACCUACUACACCAAUGAGCAGACCACUAAAUAAACUGCACCAAGCCAUAGCGGCAAAGGACCUCACCAAGGUCAAGCAGAGACUAGCACAGCCGAGAAAGGCUAAACUAGAGAUGCUAGAACUGGACCACAUGGACCAGAACCCUCUCUGCGCAGCCCUUCGUUUCGGUUGCUACGACAUUGUUAAAGAUAUUUUACAAUUCUAUCAAACAAACAAAUUGGAUAUAAAUCAACAAGAUAAAAAUGGAUAUACAGCAUUACAUGUUGCAACAAGUAACUGUGACGAUCAAAUUUUAAUGUUAUUACUACGUGAGGAAGGAGUCAAUGUAAAUCUAAUCAACGACGACAAGAAUUCAGCAUUACAUUACUUUUGUCAAAAGUUUAAAUCACCAAAUCUUUCAGAACCAUUCGAAUUGUUCCUCAAGAAGGGUGUCAAUAUCAAUCUACAAAAUAAGAAUGGUGAAACUCCAUUACAUAAAUCUAUAUUUAAUAAUUCAGUUCGUUUAUUAAUGGUUAAUAAAUUAUUAGAACAUAAAGCAGAAGUAAAUGUAUUAAAUUCAAGAGGUGAGAGUCCACUUCAUUUUGCAGUACGUCUUGGUAGAGAAGAUUUAGUAUCUGUUUUGGUAAAAGCAGGUGCUGAUCCAAAUAUCAAAGGAAAUGAAAAAAAGACAUGUUACGAAUUAUCACUUCAAGGUCAAAAUGUAAAAGUAAUUAAUUUUUUAAAGAAUGUUCAAGACGUUUAUAAUUGGUUACAAUCAAUUGAAUUGGGAGAAUAUUGGUUAAACUUUGUGAAAGAAGAGAUAUUUAUGGAUUUAUUACCGGAUCUUGAUGAUACAACAUUGGAUUCGUUAAAGAUUGUGACCAAAGGACACAGAAUACAAAUUACAAAACAAUGUAGGCUAUUAAAAGAGCAACAACUGCAACCAACACCAACCAAACUACCCAAGCCCGUCACACCCAAGGGCGACAAAUCGACACCACCCGGUGGCUCUUUUGAAAAGGAAUCGAUACAGUCUGACGAGCUCCGAACAACGUUGGUCAACAUACACAAUGGAUCGAAUAUCAUCUACUCUAACGACCUAGAGUAUACAUUACUGCAGUCGCGAUUCUCUGUACCAUGUGAUGAACACGGUCAAAUGACACUCGGUAUCCAGCAGCUGCACAACAACCAGCCUCAGAUUGUUCACCGUGACUUCAAGUCACUCAAUCUCCUCGUCAACGAAGACUGGGAAUGUAAAGUAUGUGAUUUUGGACUCAGUCGUUUUAAUACGGCCGACAACUUGGACACGCUCUCCAAGAUCCGUGGCACGUUUGCCUACUGCUCGCCAGAGGUUGCCAAUGGCUCGGGAUCGCCCUACACCACCAAAUCAGAUAUUUUCAGCAUUGGUAUUGUCUUUUGGGAGUUGUUGGUGCGUGUGCUCACUGGCGAGUACUCUCGACCCUAUUCCGAGUAUCCACACAUCAAGAUGGAUUUCCAAAUCAUGCUCAACUCUAAAGAGGGUCUCCGUCCAACUCUACCCUCUUCUUGUCCUGCCGGUCUCGUCAAUCUCUACAAGGAUUGCGUACACCAGGAAGCCAGCCAUCGUCCAACCUGCGAAGAUAUCAUCUCGUCGCUAAAUAUCCUCAAAAAAGAAUACGUCGCUCAUCGUCAGUCUUGGGACACCCUAUUAAAACAACAAUAUAUUCAUUCCAACAAUAAUAAUUCUGCAAAUACUACUUUUUCUUCUUCAAAUUCAUCAACCUCUACAACUCCAAAUAGUUUAAACAUUUUUAAUAAUAAUAGUAAUCAUAGUAAUGAUCAUAAAUAA